Xylaria bambusicola is the source of this 1430-nucleotide messenger RNA. RefSeq names its product Zn-dependent exopeptidase. Gene Ontology annotation, biological process: proteolysis. The record is from RefSeq and is a predicted model, not a curated record. NCBI's taxonomy places the organism in Eukaryota, Fungi, Ascomycota, Sordariomycetes, Xylariales, Xylariaceae. Gene Ontology annotation, molecular function: metalloexopeptidase activity. The coding region runs from base 94 to 1215 and encodes 373 amino acids. The transcript has 5 exons.
GUGUCACGGAGCACACCAUAUCCUUAAUCUUAACCCCCUCUCACGCUCUCGCUCUCGCUCUCCCUUGAAGAACAGUGCAAGGAAGACAUCAUCAUGGUUGGCGUUUCACGAUUAGCUGUGCUCGGGGCGAUUCUGCCCGCCGCUCUUGCUGCCGUUCGCUCUGAGGGUAGGCCCAUUCUCGGCCAGCGUGUCGACGGGCUACGACUCGUCAAGACAUCUGAAGAGGAUGCCGGAACUUGGAUGACUGAAGAGGAGAAGUUCGAGAAGCUCACCUCGAAGCGUAUCGGCUUCAUGGAUAUCACCGACACCAUGGAACUAGAGGCCAUGGGUGAGGCCCGUAGAGCUGCCAGGGCCCAGCAGAAGGCGGCCGCUUUCCCAUCAGGGCCAAGCCACCAGACCGAGGCAAAUGCCCUCAUUGCCAAAGUGAAGCAGAGCAACUUGCAAACCUGGACCAACACACUGGCCGACUUCUACAACCGGUACUACCGGGGCUCGUACGCUGCGACCAGCGCUUCUUGGAUGUACAGCACCGUCGUCAGCGUAGCUUCAGCCAACUCGGCCAUCAAAGUGAAGCAGUUCACCCACUCGUACAACCAGCCCAGUGUCAUUGCUACGAUUCCUGGCUCAUCGGCUGAGGUCGUUGUCGUGUCGGCUCACUACGACUCUGUCGGCAGCACUACUUCUGGUCGCGCUCCCGGCGCCGACGAUAAUGCCUCUGGCGUCGUCGUUGUCCUCGAAGCACUCCGAGUUCUUGCCGAGGCGAAAUACGCACCGGAGAACACUCUCGAGUUCCACUUCUACUCGGGCGAGGAAGGAGGUCUGCUCGGCUCGCGCGACGUCUUCAACUCGUAUGCUCGUAGCCGCGUUAAUGUCCUUGCUGUCAUGAACCAGGACAUGACUGGUUACUCGCCCAACAACGUCAUCGCCGUCUUUACUGACUACGGCGACACCAACCUGAUCAACUUUACCAAGAAACUUGUGCCCGUGUACUCCAAGCUUCCCCUGUCAACCGACCGAUGCGGAUACGGAUGCAGUGACCACGCUUCUGCCUAUUCUGCGGGUUAUCCUGCUGUGUACGUCUGCGAUGAGAACAUUCGCGACUCCUCGCCUUAUAUCCACUCGGCUCAAGAUACCGUUUCGACUGUUAACUUCCCGCACGUUCUUGAACAUGCCAAGUUGACUGUUGGCUUUCUUGUUGAGGCCUCGUACUUUUAGAUAGGUGGGGAGACAUAGGAAAAGGUAUCCAGAACUAGGUGUUAAUCAGAAGUCACUAUUGAAUCAGUGGGACAUCUUCGGUGGCCAUUUCUCUGAGGGCAAUUAGUAAUAAACCUUCUAUAUGCUAGCCGAUAUGUGAAAAGAUUGACAAUAAAGAAAUGAUGCGUGUUUCUAUGCUCUGGUUCUCUCACUAAUAUUCCACAGACUAAGCUGCU